Messenger RNA from Morone saxatilis (striped sea-bass), 5971 nucleotides. Its product is annotated as pituitary adenylate cyclase-activating polypeptide type I receptor-like. NCBI's taxonomy places the organism in Eukaryota, Metazoa, Chordata, Actinopteri, Moronidae. Bases 75 to 1409 code for a protein of 444 amino acids. The transcript is spliced from 12 exons. Gene Ontology annotation, biological process: adenylate cyclase-modulating G protein-coupled receptor signaling pathway; cell surface receptor signaling pathway. Gene Ontology annotation, molecular function: vasoactive intestinal polypeptide receptor activity; peptide hormone binding; G protein-coupled peptide receptor activity. Gene Ontology annotation, cellular component: plasma membrane; neuron projection. The record is from RefSeq and is a predicted model, not a curated record.
ACACACACACACACACACACACACAAACACACAUAUUGUGGAGCCUUUUGGAUACAAGUGCUUCACAGGAGACAAUGAGAGGCUACCUGCUGACUGCCAUCUUUCUGCUGCCCUUGGUGGCCUCAGAGUCCGAGCACUGUAUAAUCAAGCGUGAGCAUGAGAUAUGCAUGGAGAGGAUCAUGCUGCACAACCCCAGCGAUGACCUUGAAUUAGUGUGUCCGUGGCUGUGGGAUAACCUGACCUGCUGGCAGGCCGCCAAUGUUGGUGAAGUUGUGGUAGUCAACUGUCCAGAGCUCUUUCAUGACUUUAUGGGCCCUGACGAUGAGAUGGGGAAGGUCAGUCGUAACUGUACGGAGGAUGGCUGGUCUGAACCGUUCCCUCAUUAUAUGGACGUCUGCUUAUUCUAUGACAAUACCACUAAACAGGACAUGUACUAUGCCUCAGUCAAGGCUCUGUACACAGUUGGCUACAGCACAUCGCUGGUAUCCCUGACUUCAGCCAUGGUCAUUCUCUGCAGAUUCAGGAAGCUCCACUGCACCAGGAACUUCAUUCACAUGAACCUGUUUGUGUCUUUCAUCCUGAGAGCCAUCUCAGUCUUCAUCAAAGAUGGCGUGCUGUAUGCUCAGGAGGACAGCGACCACUGCUUCGUACACACAGUGGCAUGUAAAGCUGUGAUGGUUUUCUUCCAUUACUGCGUCAUGUCCAACUAUUUCUGGCUCUUCAUUGAAGGUCUGUAUCUCUUCACUCUGCUGGUGGAGACAUUCUUUCCUGAGAGACGCUACUUCUACUGGUACACUAUUGUAGGAUGGGGAACUCCCACCAUUUGCGUCACUGUCUGGGCGGUUCUGAGGCUCCACUUUCAUGACACUGGAUGCUGGGAUACAAAUGAGAACACUGCCCUCUGGUGGGUGAUCAAAGGACCAGUUGUGGCUUCCAUUAUGAUCAAUUUUGUCCUCUUCAUUGGAAUAAUCAUCAUCCUGGUCCAGAAGCUGCAGUCCCCUGAUAUCGGAGGCAACGAAUCAAGCAUUUACCUGCGUCUGGCACGUUCCACCCUCCUGCUCAUCCCCCUGUUUGGUAUUCACUACACUGUGUUUGCCUUCUCACCUGAAGAUGUCAGCAAGAGGGAGAGACUGGUCUUUGAACUGGGACUGGGAUCCUUCCAGGGCUUUGUUGUAGCUGUGCUCUACUGUUUCCUCAAUGGAGAGGUGCAGUCAGAGAUCAAGAGGAAAUGGCGCAGCUGGACGGUGAACCGGUACUUUGCUGUGGACCUGAAGCAGCAAAGGCACCCUUCGUUGGCGAGCAGUGGAGUGAACGGCGGGACUCAGCUGUCGAUCCUCAGCAAGAGCAGCUCCCAGAUACGCAUGUCCAGCCCACUGGCGGAGAACGCCAACAUCAGCCUCCCCACCUGAGCAUCUGAUUGGCAGGAGUCAACUUCAAGGUGCCAUUCCACUUACGUACAUCCAGACCAACCAGAACAGACCAAAGUGGCCCCUCACACCUCUUAUAUUUUGUAGUUUGGCCUUUAGAUAAUGAAAUAUUUCUGAAAGAGAUUCAUUGGAGGUGCAAAGCCGGCUUUCAUACUUUCUCAUUUAAUUUGAAUAUACAAUAUAAUUGAAUUUAUCUGAGCAUUUUAGUUGACUCUGUGGAUUGCGAUUGUUUAUGAUUAAUGAUGCACUUAAUAUUUUUACUGAUAACUCUAAUUACACUCCAUUAAUUAAAACAUGAGCGAGACAAUAGAAAUUCCCUUCCUACCAAUGGUUUUAUUCAAAGUGUAGCCCCUGUUGUUGUUUAAUUUAUUUAGUUGGUGCCAAAAAUAGUAAUAGUUGUAAAAACAAAACAAUAGUUAAACUGUAGGGGGUCAUAUCUGGCUGUUGGUGUGUAAAGUAAAUGUGCUUCAAAGUGCCGUAUAGGUUGCCUGACUGGAUCUGAUCUUAUAACAGUCCAAAGUUUAAUAUCAACCAAAUGUUCGCCUUGCUUGUAGAAAUGCUCAUUGUUUAAAUGUUUCAUCUUAAAUUUAAACAUUUUUCUACAAUCAGCCGUAAGUACAGAGUAUGUCAAAAGAUAUAUAUAUAUAAUUUAAAAAAACUCAUGGACUUUGUAAAUAGUUACUUUUGGUGUCUAGAUCGGAAUUUCUUUUGCUUAAUGCAGUAUUGUAAUGACCUUUUCAAACAAAAGGAACUGGAGCCCAAAUCUGUAGACUUCAUCACGUAUCCUGAGGACCCAGAAGAUCCUACCCACUAUAUUCUGAACUAUUUGUUUGUAUUAAAUAAAAACACACACAAUAUCUAUAUAUAAGAACAUAGUGCCAAAAUGAAUGAGCAGUGGUUCCCAACCUGAAGGUGACAAGAUGAAUCUGAGGGGCCGUGAGAUGUACCAUGAUGAUGGUACAACAAGUUUGCAAAGAGGAACAAUAUAUUUCUGCUUCAUUAAAUUAUGUUUAUUUUCAGGACAUUUAUUUAAGCUUUUUCUCUUGUAAAUGACCAGAUAGUUACACGUCUUUAAGCUUCUAAAAACAUUUAAAUUAAACCAUCUGAGAAUGUAAAAUCACUCUUUGGUCGAAGUGCUUACCUUUGACUUUGGAUUGUUUUAAAGAAUGAAAAGACCAAAAAGGUUAGGAACCACUGCUGUAGAGGACAGCACAGUAGCCUACACGAGGGAAUAAAAAAUUUAAUAAAAAAUCAAAUAAAUAAACUAAAAAUCCACAUUCUGAACUGAUCCUCACAGUUAGUGUCAGUGUUGAGCCUUCAGCUGCACUACAAUAGUUUGCUCCAGUUGGCUUUUCCCUUUCAUAGACAGGUUCUUUGCAGACUUUAAACAUAAACAGUACAUGUGCCAUUUAGUGGAUGCUUUUAUCCAAAGCUCCUCAUAGUGCCAUAAGUUUAUAUGUACAGCAUUUUAUUUUAGGCAUUGAAAAUCAAACCCUCAACAUACACUUAAGGAUAAAGAUGUUCUCUUUUUUCUGAGCCUCAAACCAUCAUGCCAUAUUAAAUUGCUCUUCAUUUAUUUAUUCUUUAAGUAAUCAUCUCCUACACUCAUAUUCCAAAGUGCCUAGUCAGUCACAAAUAGCUAUCGUUUUUAUUUACAGUGCAAUGAACAGAUAUCUUAAAGGUGUAGAAAGAGUAAUUUCCUGCAAAGAAUGUACAGAGUGGUGUGUUUUAUUGUGGAUCACUUUUUCAAAGUUAUGCUUCUUCAUAGAUAAAUAUUUUACCUAUUUGUUGGUGAAAUUCUUCUUUUUCUCUUUUUUAAAUUACUUAGACAUUAGGUGAAAUGAGUCCUGCUGUGUUUUUUUCUUUUGAAUCAUGAUGAUUUUUUUACAAGACUGGAGUUACAGCUCUACAUAAUCACUGCUCUAUUUAGCCUCCUGGUUACAGCUAUCAUCUAUUCAAGAUAAGUCCAUUUCAUUUCAGCGCCAACGUCAAACACAUAGAAGGCUUCAAAAUAGAAACAGUACAUGUUAUUACAGUCAACACAAAAUGCUUUAAUGUAACAGCUCUUGACAAUCGCGGAGUGUUGCCCAUUUUCUCUUUCUGUCAUUUUGUUUGUGCACAAACAAGCUAACAAACAAUAACUGUCCUGGUGGGGAAAUCAUUUAAAGAGACGAAAUGUGAAAUGAUUUGUACAGGAGGAUUUAUCCACAAUAUUUACUCAAGAUAUUUAUUUUUUGUAUUGUCAUCUGAGAGCAUUAAAAGAAUGUAGAAUCUUUCAAAUGGAUGAUGUUGUUGAACAGAUAAGGAUGUAUAUUUAUUUUCCAUAAACCACUGACAUGUGAAAUGACUCAAUGUACAGUAUACAUGCUUUCUUAUAUGUCAGAUGUAUGAUUUCAUUACACUGACUGAUGUUGACUUUCUUGGUCAAAGUGCCAUAAAUGUAGUGCCAUAACUGGGCACAGUGGGAGCUGUGUGACACAAUGUCUAAUUUCUGAUUUGAAAUGAAAACAAAAACAUUCAGUGGAAAUUGCUGUCCAAAGCUGCAGAGGAUAUUGCAAGUGAUAAAACACAGAUAUAACCUCUAAAAAAAAAGCUAAAUAAAACACACACUACUGAAGAGAUGCAUCUGUUUUAAUGCAUCUGCUUUGCUGUUUUGGGACAAAACGCUGUGUGACUGUGAAACAGGUCUCACUAUAAUCAGAGAUAGGCUAGAAAAGUAUUUAUUUUGAAUUAGGGGUUACAGUUCAGAAGGUGGAACAACUGCGACAGAUAAAACACAAAGUGUGUACAAGGGUGUGAUAAAAAUCACACUGCUGCUGCUUACGUGUUCUAUCACCAGCCGUCACUCUGAGUCUGAAUCGGCUCAGAUGGAAACGACCAUGUCUCAAAGCUGUUACUGUCUGAAAAGAAGAGUAGAAAACUCCUUACUUGACCGUGUCUGUGCUGUAUAUUUAUCUACCACAAGGUGGCGACCAAGUGUUAGAAUUGUAGUUUGAUAGUUUAGUAGGGAAGGGGACAUCUGACUUGCAUCGGUUUUGCUUUUUGAGCCUUCUACUUUGGAUUUUGGAUGAAACGGGGGUUGGGGUGGGGCAUUUAGGGACUCUUACGCCACAUGCUUAACAUUGUUCACAUCUACUUUUUGUAUUUUUUCUUUACACAAAUCAGCAAACAAGCCUUCAAACGAGAUUUUUCUAAAUGAGGCCUGAUUUGCAAUUUUGAAAUAGUUUGAAGUUGGUUAUUUUGUUUUUGUAUUUCCCCCUCUCAAUCCCAAAAAUGUCCUCACUGCUUACUUUAGUUUCAAAACCAACUGUGAACUGUUUGAAUUUCAAAACAUUUACUGAGAUGGGAGGACAUUUGCACUUUUGAGUGCUAAAACAAAAUCAGGCAGUGUAACUUUGAGCUUAAUUUGAUCUAAAGCUGACCACACCUUUCUUCUCACACACACUCUUCUUACAGUGAAUUUAGCAUUACAGUAACACACUAAUCUUUAUAUAUGUGUCAAAGCCCGACAUGUUUUCUUAAAGCAAUAGUCUGACAUUUUGGGAAAUAUGCUUAUUCGCUUUUCUGCUGAGAGUUGCAUAGAAGACGGAUAGUACUUUCGUCUGUGGGAUAUGCUAAAUAUGAAGCUACAGCCAGUAGCCGUUUAGUUUAGCUUAGCACAAAGACUGGAAGCAGGGGGAAACAGCUGGCCUGGCUCUGUCGAAGGAAUCACGGCUGAAGCAAUGUGUCAUUUUUACACUUCGGUUAUUGUACAGAUUAAUUUGUCAAUUAGUGAGCUGCUAAUAUCUACUAGCUGGAGAUAAACAGUUGUUUUCCCCCAGCUAGUAGAUAAAACCGCUAGCUGUUACAUAUUAGCUAAUAUUACAUCUACUAGCUACUUGUUUCCCUCAUUUUCCAGUCUUUGCGGUAUCAAUCUUCUCACCUAACUCUCAAGAAAGCAAAUACCCUACUUUGUUUAGCUUAUUUCCUAAAAUGUCCUAAAACUAUUCCUUUAACUGUAACUAUUCUGAAUGUGGCGUAUCUCUGUAUUUAGAUGCCUUUUCUUUGACAGUUGUGCGUGUUGAGCCAGUUUUAUCAGAUGUUGAGUGUAUGUGUGUGAGUUCUAUUGAUUGCCAAUAAAUUUUUGAAUGUACCGAUGUUGCUCAGCUGCUCUUAAAUGUCGCCUGCUAUCAAUUUGCCAUGGUGUACAAAUGAUGUCUUUUCUUGAUCAUGUAUACAGUAAAAUGUAUAUGGAUAUUUUUGGCACACAGGUGGACCCCUUGAUGAAGACCUGUAAUGUCUGUGACCGUGUUUUUGUAUGUUUAUGUAGCUGUCUUCAGAGUGUGUGUAUGUGUGUGUGUGUAUGUUUGAAAGUUGAAGAGAGUGUAGUCUGUAUGCAUGUGUAUGUAAUGCCAAGCAUUCAUGAGGAUAUAAGUAACUUAAAUGUCAAAAGAAUAUCUAUAAAGCCCAUAUUAUGUUCUACUUGUGACAGUGUUUUAUGUAUGCGUUCUGGUGUCAAACAUUCAUGUCCCAGGUUGUGUAAAUUUGACUGCAAAAUAAAUCUA